GAGAAGGACAAAAUAGGAAAGCAGGAAACCAGGAACACGAAGGAAAGAAACGAGGAAAAGUACAGAAGAAACAAGGAAUGAAAGAAAGAAAAAGCAGAAGCAAAAGGAAAAAAAAGCCCGAAAACAGCAAAGGAAACGAGAAAAAUAGAGAGAAAGCAAUGAAGAGCAGAAGAGAAAAAGAAGCCAGAAUAAUAAUAAAGCGAAGAACAAAUAACGAAAGAAGAAAUGAAAAGAGAAAACAAGAAGAAAUGGGAAAUCAAGGCUAA
Racocetra persica is the source of this 266-nucleotide messenger RNA. The record is from the annotation of a GenBank genome assembly. Lineage: Eukaryota; Fungi; Glomeromycota; Glomeromycetes; Diversisporales; Gigasporaceae.